This is a messenger RNA of Asparagus officinalis (garden asparagus), 1824 nucleotides long. Its product is annotated as protein SUPPRESSOR OF K(+) TRANSPORT GROWTH DEFECT 1. The transcript has 8 exons. The coding region runs from base 280 to 1581 and encodes 433 amino acids. Gene Ontology annotation, biological process: vacuole organization; endosomal transport. Gene Ontology annotation, molecular function: ATP hydrolysis activity; ATP binding. Lineage: Eukaryota; Viridiplantae; Streptophyta; Magnoliopsida; Asparagales; Asparagaceae. The record is from RefSeq and is a predicted model, not a curated record.
CCGACGACUACUACACCCGCUUUCCUCUUUCCUCUCCAUCACCCUUUUCCCCCCUUCUCCCCUCUCUCUCUCUCGUCAAAUCAAACCCUAAGCUUUUCUUCUCCCCUAAUUAUUUCGCCUCGAUCUAAACCGAUCCCUAUUUCCCCUCACCAGUUAAUCUAAAACAAGAAAGGAAUCGCUUCAUUACUCAUCUUUGCCCUAACAAUCCAUCGAUCGGAUCACCGAUUCAAAAACUAGGGUUAGGUUUUCGAUCAAGGAUCGGGAUUAGGGUUUUAUGAGAUGUACAGCAAUUUCAAGGAGCAGGCGAUCGAGUACGUGAAGCAGGCAGUCCAAGAGGACAAUGCCGGAAACUACGUCAAGGCGUUCCCUUUGUACAUGAACGCCCUCGAGUACUUCAAGACCCAUCUCAAGUACGAGAAGAACCCCAAGAUCAAGGAGGCAAUCACUCAAAAGUUCACUGAGUAUCUCCGUCGAGCCGAGGAGAUCCGGGCUGUCCUCGAUGAGGGUGGGCCUGGGCCUGCGUCCAACGGAGAUGCUGCGGUGGCGACGAGGCCCAAGACGAAGCCCAAGGAUGGACAGGGCGGCGACGGGGAGGAUUCGGAGCAGGCUAAGCUUCGGUCUGGGCUCAAUUCGGCGAUUAUUAGGGAGAAGCCUGAUGUGAAGUGGAAUGAUGUGGCUGGGCUUGAGAGCGCCAAGCAAGCGCUGCAGGAGGCUGUUAUCUUGCCCGUUAAAUUUCCACAGUUCUUCACUGGCAAGCGAAGACCAUGGAGAGCAUUUCUAUUAUAUGGUCCACCUGGAACUGGAAAGUCAUAUUUAGCGAAGGCUGUUGCAACAGAGGCAGAGUCAACUUUCUUCAGUAUAUCUUCAUCAUACCUGGUCUCAAAAUGGAUGGGUGAAAGUGAAAAGUUAGUUUCAAAUCUUUUCCAAAUGGCUCGCGAAAAUGCUCCUUCAAUUAUCUUCAUUGAUGAAAUUGAUUCUUUGUGUGGUCAACGAGGAGAAGGCAAUGAAAGUGAAGCAUCUCGAAGGAUUAAGACUGAACUUUUAGUGCAAAUGCAGGGUGUAGGAAACAAUGACCAAAAAGUUCUUGUUCUCGCUGCAACAAAUACACCAUAUGCUCUGGAUCAGGCUAUUCGACGACGUUUUGACAAGCGCAUUUACAUUCCUCUACCUGAUCCUAAAGCUAGACAACAUAUGUUUAAGGUACACUUGGGAGACACACCACACAACCUGACGGAAAGUGAUUUUGAGCUCUUGGCUCGUAAGACAGAGGGGUUUUCUGGUUCAGAUAUCGCUGUUUGUGUCAAGGAUGUUCUAUUUGAACCUGUUCGCAAAAUUCAGGAUGCAAUGUUCUUCAUAAAGACCUCUGGCAAUAUGUGGAUGCCCUGUGGUCCCAAGCAGCCAGGAGCUGUUCAGACCACUAUGCAGGAACUUGCUGCAAAGGGCUUUGCUUCUCAGCUUUUGCCACCGCCAAUUUCAAGGACAGACUUUGACAAGGUGCUGGCAAGGCAGAGACCAACUGUCAGCAAAGCCGAUCUUGAUGUGCAUGAGAGAUUUACCAAGGAGUUUGGAGAGGAGGGAUAAUAUGUGUACGGAAAAUGAAAUUAUUGCAACUGUAUAUUGUAUUUCUGUACUGGUCCGAAUUGAUUUGUGAAGAAGCCUCCCUGCAACUGGAACAUUACUGCCAACUUUGUGCUGGGAUUUGGUGAUUCAUAUGUUAAGGCCUUAGCUUAUAUUUUGUUGAAAUCUCCUCACUUAACAGUGGUAAAUGGAACCAUUUUAUUGAACGUGUUGCAUGUAUACAGCUCUCCUGUAUAUAAUUGAGCA